CCAAGCACUACCACCACCACUGCCGACCACGCCAUCGCGACGCACCGCCAGCUCCCGCGGCCCCGCGACUAGGAACUCCCCGCGAAGCCUCGAGGCGCCUCGUCGGUCGACGCCCCGCCGCGCACGAAAACCGCCCCUCGCGCACAGCGGCCACGCUCCAAGCCCCAACAACCACGGGGUCCCGCCGACUCUGCUCCUGCAGCGGCUCCUCCAGCUCCAGGGCGACGUCGACAAUCGGCGACGACCGCCAGCAGUAGCAGCAGCAGCAGCAGCAGCAGAAGUAACAGCAGAAGCGGCAGCGGCAGGAGGACCUCGACAAGGAGGACCCGCGCAGGCGCAACCAUCACCGGCAAGGGCGACGCGCAGCAGCGGUUCGCUGCCCGGCACAACCAUGGCGACCUCGGCGGCCAAAUGGCGCGAGGAGCAGAUCCUCGUCGUGUGCCCCGGCAGCCGCACCACCAUGGCGCAGCUGGGCUGCAGCGAGCUGACGCCGCCGACCCAUCGCUUCCCGACGCGCAUGUUCCCCGACGGCGACGAGUGGCGGCCGUACCACACGUACAAGCGCACGAGGGUCACGGGCGGCGUCGAGACGGAGGACUGGGUGGAGGACGUCGACUCGGACGAGGGCGCCGUCUUUCCCAUUGAGGGCGGCCGCAUCGUCAACAUGGACGCCUUCCUCGCCUUCCUCGACCACGUCCACGGCAUGCUCACCACCACCUACCACAACACCCCAAUCAUGCUCAUGGCCUCGCCGCAGUGGACGCGUCCCGACUGCGAGGCCAUUGCCCAGUACAUCUUCGAGAAGACGCGCACGCCAGCGCUCUGCAUGAUCCACAGCGGCCUCGCCACCCAGUACGGCCUCAAGUGGCCCAACAUGACCGUCAUCGACAUUGGCUACGAAAAGGUCGACGUCACCGCCAUCCACGACGGCCGCGUCGUCAACCACAUGGACCUCGGCUCGCCCAACGGGGACCGCCUCAUCAGCGGCGGCGAGGUCUUUACCCAGCGCCUGCUGAAGAUGCUGCAGGGCAAGGGCUUCAGCAGGGACAUGGCGGAGCAGCUCAAGAAGAGCACGAUAUGCGAGGUGCUCCCCUACGCGCCCGGCGAGGACGCUUUGGUUGAGCUUCCCCGGGAGGUCACCGCGGGUGCGCCGCCCAGCAGCUCUGCGCCCGCCGCCGCCGCCGCCGCCGCCGCCGCCGCCAUCUCCAGCACCGCACCUGCGGCCGCGCCAAGCGAGGCGCCCAAGCCGGCAGCCGACUAUGGCGGCGACGAGGACGAGGGCACGGAUAAGAACGGUGACGAAGACGGCGUGCUCGACGUCGCGGCCAUUGUUACGAGCGGUCAGACCAAGGAGUUUCUCGCCAAGAAGGAAAAGGAAAAGGGCAAGCCUGGCAGGAAACCCAAGGGUGCCGAGGGCGACGCCGCGCCUGCCAAGCCCACGCGGCUGCCCAACGCGAAGCGGACGCACAACACCUUUUUCUACGAAGAGGUUGUGCAAGAAGAGAUUCCCAAGGAGCAGCCGAAGCCGGCCGCGCCGCAAGAGACGAACGGAAACGGCGCGACGACCGCGGCAGCAGCGGCGGCAGCAGCAGAAGUCCCGCCGACGGCCGAGGCGCCUGCUGAGGGUUCGGCAGAGAAGCCGGCAGGAGAGCAACAAGCCACGGCUUCCGCGCCGACCACCACUGCGCCGGACGGGAGCGGCGCCGUCGCCGCGCCACAGACGGAAGACACGACCAUGGCCAACGGAGACGACUCAGCGGUCCCGAAGCCCGAAGGCCAGGAGGACAAGCCGGCCGAAACGAACGGCGCCAGCGCGACGGCCGUACCUCCCUCGGAGCCGCAGCAGCAAGAGGGACAGCCGAAGCCCGAGCCGACGGAGCCGGAGCCCGCGGCGGUUGCGGCCCCUGCGCCCGACACGUCCAAGGACACGCCCGAGUUCCGGCCGAAGCGCAUCCGCCGCGACGUGGAAAUCGGGCUGGAGCGCUUCACGUUUGCGGAGCGGGCCGAGAUCGACCGCAUCGUGUCGACCAUCUACCGCACGAUCCAGGGCAUCGACGACAUGUACAUGCGCCCGGCGUGCUGGGACAACCUCGUCUUCGUAGGCAACGGGGCGCGGCUGCGCGGGCUACGCGACAACAUCCUCCAGACGCUCACGGCGCGGCACCUCGUGUCCCCCUCGACGGCCACCAUGUUCACGUCGGAGCUGCCGUCCAACGUGGCCACGCCCACGGGCACCGGCAGCCAGACGCCCACGGGCUCCUUCACCGGCGUGCCGCACCAGCUGCCGUCGAGCGGCGUCAACCCGCUGCUGCAGGCGGCCACCACGGCGAGCAGCCUCGGCGCCGCCGCCGCUGCCGCUGCCGCCAACAACAACAACACCUCGGCCGCGGGCGGUGCUGCUGCUGCUACCGGAGGCGGCACCUCGGCCGCCACCCCUGCCGCGGGCUCCGACGCGGCGGGUCCGUCGGCGGCGGCGGGCGGCGGCACGCACUACCACUUCCACAGCCAGACGCCCACGAGCAUCAAGACGGCCGCCCUGCCGACGUACCUCAGCGAGUGGACCAAGAACGGCUUCGAGGAGGCCAUGUUCCUCGGCGCGCAGGUCGCGGCCCGUAUCGCCUUUUGCCUGCACUCUAACAUGGACGCGCAGAGCAUCGAGGCGCAGCGUCUCAUGAGCCUGAGCAGGGUCGACUACAAUGAACUCGGCCCCAAGGCUAUCCGCACGCACUCCAUGCUCAGCUAGAACUCUACCACAAAUGCUACAACUGCUACACGCACGCACACAUGCACACACCUACUUACAAGGGGGAGUGGGUGAUGAACCACCGCAAAAGAAAAGGUGUUGGGGCACUUUUUCCCUCUUUUUUUUUUCGUUGCAGGCAGAGGGGCAGAUUCUUAGGGCUUAAGAUGGCUGGCUGCUCCCGCAACUUCAAGGAAAGGGAAGGGAGGAGGACCAGGUGGGAACGGGACGCUUAAAAGAAAAAGAUGUUGUUUGUUGCGCUAUUGUUGUUGUUGUUGUUGUUGUUGUUGUUGUUGUUGCUGCUGUUGCGUUGUUGGAACAGAUACAGUUGUUAAAGAGAGAGAGGGCUCCGCGAUGGACGGACGGACGGACGGAAAGACGGACGGGCGGGCUGGCGGGCUGAUUUGGCUGGAUGGCUGGCUGGAGGAGAGGAGCGAUUGAUUGAUUGAUUAUCCUCCCUCUAGGUAUCCAUGUUUCGGCUCACCACGCCUAUCUUCCCCGUGGGGCGCGUGGAUUUCGUGUCAUGUACAUCAUAGGCAGUUCCAAGGUCAAGGCGAAAAAGAU
Messenger RNA from Purpureocillium takamizusanense, 3304 nucleotides. It is a transcript of the gene ARP9, whose product is annotated as Feruloyl esterase. NCBI's taxonomy places the organism in Eukaryota, Fungi, Ascomycota, Sordariomycetes, Hypocreales, Ophiocordycipitaceae. Bases 392 to 2743 code for a protein of 783 amino acids. The record is from RefSeq and is a predicted model, not a curated record. The transcript is spliced from 3 exons.